UUUUCAACAGAUUUGAUUCAGAAAUGAUUGAAGUCAAGAUUCAAAGAUUAAAAUCAGAAAUAAAAAAGAAGCAUCUGUACAUUUUUGAAGGAUUUGCAAAGCAGGGAAACCCAACACUACUGAAUGAGGUCUACAUAGACCUCUACAUCACAGAGGGAGGGAAUGGAGAGAUCAGUAAUGAACAUGAAAUUGAAAGGAUUGAAAAAACUUUGAAGACUGCAGCAGGAGCAACAAUACCAAUCAAAUGCAAUGAAAUCUUUAGAGCUUUACCUGGACAAGACAAACCCAUCAGAACUGUGCUGACAAAAGGAGUCGCUGGCAUUGGAAAAACAGUCUCUGUGCAGAAGUUCAUCCUGGACUGGGCUGAAGGGAAAGAGAAUCAGGACGUCCAGCUCAUAUUUCCACUUCCUUUCAGAGAGCUCAAUCUGAUGAAGGACAAAACACUCAGUCUUUCAGACCUUCUUCUCGUCUUUUUCCCUGAAACAAAAGAAAUGGAAAUAUCCAGUGACAAAUAUAAAGUGUUGUUCAUCUUUGAUGGUCUGGACGAGUGUCGUCUGUCUCUGGAUUUUCAGAGCGAUGUGAGGUUGUGUGAUGUAAGUGAAUCAGCAUCAGUGGACGUGCUGCUGAAGAACCUCAUUGUGGGGAAUCUGCUUCCCUCUGCUCUCAUCUGGAUCACCUCCAGACCAGCAGCAGCUGAUCUCGUCCCCUCUGAGUGUGUCCAUCGAGUGACAGAGGUACGAGGCUUCAAUGAUCCACAGAAGGAGGAAUACUUCAGGAAGAGAAUCAGUGAUCAGAGUCUGGCCGAUAGGAUCAUCUCACAUCUGAAGUCAUCAAGGAGCCUCUUCAUCAUGUGCCACAUCCCAGUCUUCUGCUGGAUCUCAGCCACUGUUCUGGAGAAGAUGUUGAGUCAAGCAGAGAGUGGAGAGAUUCCCAAGACUCUCACUCAGAUGUACACACACUUCCUGAUGGCACAGAUUAACAACAAAGUCAUGAAGUACAAUGAGAAAAAGGACACAGAGAAAGAGAUGAUAUUCAAAUUAGGAAAACUUGCAUAUGAUCAUCUGGAAAAAGGCAAUGUGAUCUUCUAUGAGGAAGACCUGAGAGAGUGUGGCAUUAAUGUGACAGAAGCAUCAGUGUACUCCGGAUUGUGCACUCAGAUCUUCAGAGAGGAGUUUGGCUUGUAUCAGGGGAAAGUCUUCUGUUUUGUUCAUCUCAGCAUUCAGGAACAUCUAGCGGCUCUAUAUGUGCACCUCUUCUUCCACAAUGGCGGCAAAAAUGUGCUUGUAGUGGGUGAAGCAAAGGAAUCAGAUAUUAAUGUUAUACUCAAAUGUGCAGCUGAUAAAGCUUUAGAAAGUAAGAAUGGACAUCUUGAUCUCUUUCUUCGCUUUCUCAUGGGACUUUCAGUGGAGUCAAGUCAGGCUCUCCUAGAUAGGUUUCUGAUGAAAAGAAAAAUAUUUUCCCAGGACACAGUGAAAACUAUUAAUUAUCUUAAGGAAUUGUUAAAAACAUGUUGUCCAGAAAGGAGUAUCCUUCUGUUCCACUGUCUAAAUGAACUUAAUGAUCAUUCUCUAUAUGAUGAAAUCAAAAGGUACAUGACCUUGGGAAAAGUUAAAGAAAUCCAGUCCCAAGAACUUGGGUUGGCUCUGAUGUACAUUUUAAUGACAUCAGAUGAGAAGUUUGAUGAAUUUAAACUAUGUAAAUAUGGUAGAUCAGACAGAAUUCUUAACUGGCUGCAACCCGUAAUCAAGUUGUCUACUAAGGCCUGGUUGCAUGACUGUAAUAUCACAGAAAGUGGCUGUUUAACACUGUCUACGCUUCUUUCAUCUCAUUCCAAUGUGAGAGAGAUGGACCUGAGCCACAACAAGCUGCAGGACUCAGGAGUAGAAAUACUCAGUGCAGGAGGAAAGAAAUCACGCUAUGCACCAAAACUAAUGAGGAAAUUGUUAGGCAUUAAGGAAAAUGAAGAAAACAAUGUCCAUUAUGAAGAUUUUAUGUCUGUCACUGCUGGAAUACAGGACACAGAGUGCACACUGGAAUCCCUGAAUCUGGAGAACUGUGGAGUAACAGAAGCAGGCUGUGUUGACCUGAGCAAAGCUCUGAGUUUAAACCCUUCUCAUCUGAGAGUGCUGGACCUGAGCUGGAAUGACAUAGCAGACUCUGGAGUGAAACAUCUUUGUGCUGCUCUGGUGAAAGUUCACUGUGCACUGGAAACACUGAGGUUAAAUAACUGUAACAUAACAUACACAAGUUGUAUAGCAUUGACUAAAAUACUACAAACACCUUCAAACCUGAAAAAACUCUCUCUAAGUGAAAAUAAGCUCCAGGACUCAGGUGUGAUGCUCUUCUCUGUUGGACUCCAUCAUCCUCACUGUAAACUGGAGGCACUCAGUCUGAAGAACUGUGGAGUAACAGAAGCAGGUUGUGUUUACCUGAGCAAAGCUCUGAGUUCAAACCCUUCUCAUCUGAGAGUGCUGGACCUGAGCUGGAACGACAUUGGAGACUCUGGAGUGAAACAUCUCUGUGCUUCUCUGCUGAAAAUUCAUGCCGCAUUGGAAACACUAAGGUUGGACAAAUGUGAAAUCACUGAGAAAUGUUGCACUGCUUUAGCUUCAGCUCUCAGCUCAAAGACCUCCAGUCUAACAGAACUGGAGCUGAGCAUUAAUGAUCUACAAGACUCAGGGGUGAAGAAGCUCUGUCUUGGACUACAAAAUCCUAACUGUAAACUAGAGAAGCUAAGGUUGUCCAAGUGUAAAGUUACACUUGAAGGUGUGACAGCACUGAAUGAAGCUCUGAAAUCAAAUCCAUCCCACCUGAAAGAACUUGAUCUCCUUGACAAUGAUCUGGAAGAGUCAGAUUUAAAUGUGCUCUCCAUGCUAUUGGACAAGUCAUCAUAAAACAGUGAUCAUUUAGAUAACUCUAAUAAUAAACACUCAAGCUUUUAACAUUGUGAGUAUUAAUCACACAUGAGACGGUGAAAUCAUGAUACCAAAUCAUGAUACAAUCUAAAUUAAAGGGAUAGUUCACCAAAAAUUAAAAUGGUCAUAAUUUAUUCACCCACAUGUUGUUGCAAACCUAGAUGAUUUAGUUUUCUUCUGUUCUUCUGUUGUAUUUUUUCCCCUCCAUACUGUGAAGUCAAAGGCUUCCGGCAAGUGUUUGGUUACCAACAUUCUUCAAAAUAUCUUCUUUUGUGUUCAACAUACAGGUUUGAAACAAUUUGAGGGCAAGUAAACAAUGGCAGUAUUUUUAUUUUUAGGUGAACUAUCCCUUUAAUAUUAAGACAAAUCACAAUUUGUAUGGACUAAGAGUUUGGAUAGUAGGUUUUAUAAAGGGUUACAUACAGUUUACUGUAUUCAACAUAAAUGAUGUAGGUAUAUUUUUAUAUUUAUGAAUUUGGUUAUAACGUUGGUAACAACUAAUAUGAUGUUAUCUUUUAUAAAGAGUUACACAUAUGUAAUAUAUGUAAAUAAAUAAAUAUAAUAAAUGUACACAUA
Molecule: messenger RNA, 3491 nt
Organism: Cyprinus carpio (common carp)
Lineage: Eukaryota; Metazoa; Chordata; Actinopteri; Cypriniformes; Cyprinidae
Product: NACHT, LRR and PYD domains-containing protein 3-like
Molecular function (GO): protein binding
Source: RefSeq, a predicted model, not a curated record